Exophiala spinifera is the source of this 1263-nucleotide messenger RNA. RefSeq lists its product as uncharacterized. The transcript has a single exon. Gene Ontology annotation, molecular function: dephospho-CoA kinase activity. The record is from RefSeq and is a predicted model, not a curated record. Gene Ontology annotation, biological process: coenzyme A biosynthetic process. Lineage: Eukaryota; Fungi; Ascomycota; Eurotiomycetes; Chaetothyriales; Herpotrichiellaceae. Bases 1 to 1263 code for a protein of 420 amino acids.
AUGGCACCAACACCUCAAUCACCGUUGGACCUCCUUCUUUUGCCGACACUCCAGCUGCCGUCCAGCCCGGCAUCCCUGAGAUCAGCAUACAAGUUGACUCUUGAGACUCUUCUCCCGAAGCUCGCUCAAACAAGCGCCUCGCCAAUUCCCAGGCUGGAUGUCGCUCUGGUGCUCCCAUCCUCCUAUCCAGUCAGCCCUAACAUAUCCCGCUCCGCCAGCUAUCCCCUGCUCCAGACGCUCUUUUCACACACCUACAGUCUCAUCUGCUCGGUUGCCGCCCAGUCGAAUGUCGAACUAGACUUCCCUGGAGGCUUAGAUGUACGGAUAUUCAUCCUGGAGCCGCGAUUGAGCAGUCUUUCCCCGUCUGUGCAAGGCAAACAAUAUCUCUCCGGCCCAAUCAUUGACUUCAGCACGUUUGCCUCAUCGACUCCCUCUCGCCAGUACACGACACUCUACACCGUCGAAGGCGAGACGGGGGAAUCCCACCUCAGAGCCCUCGUAACAGCCUGGCAGUCACGGCAAGGCGGCAUCGCCCCUCCGGUUCAGCGCUUACCCUGCGGCCCGUCUGUCAACAACCCAAGCGUCUCAGUGUCAUCCUACACAGAUGAUGGCCCUGUGACAAUCCACAAAUCUGUCGCAGACGGAGGCACCUUCGACCACUUACACAUCGGACACAAACUUCUCCUUACAGGCACUGUGCUUGUGGCUGAGCCGUCUGACCCAUCCGCUCCCGUCAAAACGCCGCGUCUCAUCACGGUAGGCAUUACGGGCGACGAGCUCCUCGUGAAUAAGAAGUACGGAGCAGUCGUGGAAUCAUGGGCGACCCGCCAGCAGCGUGCAGCAGAGUUUAUUGAAUCCAUCUUAGUUUUCCACGCGGACAUCGCGUCGAUCAAAAAGACAGAACAUAUCGACCAGCCCGGACCAAAUGGAAAAGUCGUCCGUGUCACCUACGGCGGGGACAUCACCAUCAACUACACACAAAUCUCCGACCCAUUUGGGCCAACAAUUACAGAUGAAAAUAUCACGGCACUGGUCAUCUCCGGCGAGACGCGUGCCGGUGGAAAGGCCGUCAACGAUAAAAGACUCGAGAAGGGAUGGAAGGCCCUCGAAGUGUUUGAAGUCGACGUGCUGGACGCAGGGGUUGGUCUCGACGACACUGAAGGGCAGCAACAGCGACAGGAUAAGCAGAACUUCGAGAGUAAGAUCAGUAGCACGGAAAUAAGAAGGAGGCUGUAUGAAAAAGGGGUGAGUUCGACGUCGUGA